AUUAAAUUUUCUCGAUUUAUACUUGUUAUCCUUUUUUUUUCCCCUUAUUCUUUUGUUUCCCCCUUAUCCUUUUUUUUCCCCUUAUCCUUUUUUUCCCCCCUUAUCCUUUUAAUUUUGCAGGGGCAAUGCUGAUUUUCUCUGCAUCCUAUCAGGCGGGAAAAACAUCGAAGCAUCAACAACGCGGGCGAAAUUCAAAUUGGCGUGGAACACUACAGUUUUGAGUAAUUGCCUUAUUAAAGGCUUAUUUGUCUCCUCCGUGAUUGAAAGGUGUUUUGCUGGGUUAUGAUAAUGAUGAUGAUGGAUGGGGCGAUGAACAGCAGUGCCGGCGAUUCUAGCGGAAGGUUCGACUUACACCUGCUGAGUCAGUCGAAGAUCAUUUAUCUGAUUCGUCAUGGGCAAGCUCUCCAUAACCCAGCCGGCGAGGCUGACCACGCCAAUUACAUGAAAUGGGAAUUUUUGGAUGCAAGAUUGACAGAGAAAGGAUGGAACCAAGCGGCGAGCUUGUUGAGAGCGAAGAAAGAAGAGCUGGAAAAGGCGGAGCUGGUGGUUGUGUCCCCCCUUACACGCACGCUGGAGACAGCUCUCGGGAUCUAUGGCGUGGAGGGAGAGGGGAUGGUAACCGAGAUGGAAGAGGCAGAGCAGCAAGCAGAGGACGCGAUGAGUGAUGCGGGAAGGGGUCAGUGCCUGAUAGAAGGUCACCCGGUUGCUGCUGCUCCUCCUUCCCCUGCGGAAGCUAUAAUGGCUGUAAGCGGCAGCGAUGCAGCAGGAGCAGGAGGAGCAGGAGGAGGAGGAGGAAGAACAGUUGGCUGCAGCAGCAGCAAUAGACCAGAUGGCGAGAAGAAGGCAAAGGUGUUUGCUGGCACAAGUCGACCAUUUGUCGCUAUGGAGCUGUGCAGAGAGCGCAUCGGUCGCAAUCCUUGUGAUAAGCGUUCCGCCAUCACUGAGUACAAGCAGAAGUUCCCAUUCGUCGAUUUCUCCCAGAUCGAAACCGACGAGGACACGUGGUGGACUGAGGCUCAUCGAGAGACGGAUACUGAGAUUGGUGCAAGGGCCUUGAAGUUCUUGGCAUGGCUGGCGCAGAGGAAAGAGAGGAAUAUUGCUGUCGUCUCGCAUAGUGCGUUCCUCUUCGCAUUGGUUAACUUAUUUGGCGACAAGUGUUCGUCCGAUGUCCAGAAGGAGCUGCGUGCCUGGUUUAGCAACUGUGAGAUGCGCUCUGUGGUUCUUCUGGACCAUGGAUCCAACGGUUCACAAGGCAGAUCAGCUGCAUGAUGAUCCUCAGAGUCUCUCUCUAUCUUCCUGUGUGUGACUCAGCUUUUUUACCUACAUGCUAGGUAGAUUGAUA
Molecule: messenger RNA, 1342 nt
Organism: Chara braunii
Lineage: Eukaryota; Viridiplantae; Streptophyta; Charophyceae; Charales; Characeae
Source: the annotation of a GenBank genome assembly